Messenger RNA from Ceratosolen solmsi marchali, 1609 nucleotides. RefSeq lists its product as uncharacterized. The record is from RefSeq and is a predicted model, not a curated record. Lineage: Eukaryota; Metazoa; Arthropoda; Insecta; Hymenoptera; Agaonidae. The transcript is spliced from 5 exons. Bases 191 to 688 code for a protein of 165 amino acids. Gene Ontology annotation, cellular component: membrane.
CGCAAUAAUAUCCAUUCCCUUGCAAAGGCUUGUGACACUCGUACAUGGACGGAGAAAAAAUCUUUCUUUCUCCUUUAUCGAGGGAUAAGGGAAUCGUUUUCGAAAGGGACUACCCGUAGAAUAAGCCUUCCUUAUGUAAGUGACAGUAAAACGAACGGCAUUGAGUUAAGAAAAUAAUUAAAAGUUAACCAUGUCGCACUCGGUUACGAUUCAAACCCGAACGGUUACCACUGGAAGCCCAUCGGCGAUAAAUACCACCUUUUGCAGAUCAUGGACCGGGAUUCUGAAGCUUGCACAAGUGGCUCUAGGCAUCGUCUCCGUGGGUUUAAGCGGUUACGUGAUCAGCCAUUAUUUUGGUGGCCAGACGGUCACUGAGAAUCUAUUCUUCAUACUGAUAGCGACCACCUUCAUGAUCGCAAGUUUUCUUCUAGUGCUCAGCUGUCUCUGUUCCUACACAACAGAAUCCAUCAUUUCGAAAACUAUUUUUGAACUCUUGUUUCAUGCAUUCGCAUUUGCUCUUCUCCUUGCCGCUUCGGUGACGCUCUUAACUAAGGUCACGAAGGGACGAUAUUAUAAUCGGACUGAAAGUGAGAAGCUGGAAAUGGGUGCAGCCAUCUGCGGCUUAAUAAACGCAACACUGUACCUAAUUAGCACCAUAUUUGCUCUUCGUACCUCUCGGGGUCUAUAAAUUCAGGCUCCAGUGAGCGAGACACCGCACAAAAAUCGACAUAUUACGCGACAAUCGAAAUGCGAGCAGAAACUGAUUUAUUGAUUUCAUCGCUACGUAUAGAUGUUUUCAUGCUUACAUGUACUUACGCGAACAUUGCUACGACAAUACUGAUAAUAUUGUUGCCCGCAACAAGCGUUUUUCUAUUUUUCUUUUCAUUUUUGUUUUUAAUUUAUACUUUGUAUUAAAACGAAAAGAUAAUAAGCGAUAAAUAACUUUCUUAAUAUCAUUGGCUAAUCGAAGAUUCGAAGCAAAGUAAUUACUUUAUAAACAAAGUAUUGGUAUUAUUUACGUAUUUUUCAUGUCAAUGUUCAAUAUAUCUACUCGAAAUUAUCAUUAUAGAUGCGUAAGCAAUAUAUAUACCUCAUUCAAUGUGCUGAGAUACAUAAAGCGAUGUGAAUUUUUAUAACGCUAUCAUCAAAACUGAAAUUGUCGAUAUGCUUAUUGUAUAUGACUGCCUUGCAUCGAUAUCAUAAUAUAUGUAGAGUACAAUAUAUAAGCCAAAAUAUACUCGUCUAAAAAUUUACAGCGAAACCAUAUUGUUAUAAUAAUUGGAAAAACAAGCAUUUUGCGUUUUAUAGUAUUAAUCCAUUAAGACGCUGCAACGCCGAAUUUCUCUAUCAUUCACUGCAUUGUUAGUAAUUGAGUUUCAUUGUAAUGUUUUUUUACAAAUACGAAUAUAUUGAUUAUAUAAAUUUAUAUUAAAUUACACUAGAUUUUUAGAUCUAAUUUUUAUUUCAUACGGUAGCAAAUACGAAAGAAGAAUAAGAUGAACAUUACAUUGUUAAUUUGCAUUAAGUGAAAUUUAUUUCGUAUUUAAUUUGUUGCGUAAUUUAUUAAAUUUAAACAACAACGAUAAAAUAGAUUGUUACAAAAAACGUA